Molecule: messenger RNA, 1832 nt
Organism: Oncorhynchus keta (chum salmon)
Lineage: Eukaryota; Metazoa; Chordata; Actinopteri; Salmoniformes; Salmonidae
Product: trichohyalin-like
Exons: 2
Coding region: 132-1814 (560 amino acids)
Source: RefSeq, a predicted model, not a curated record
UAGGCCCACUUAUUAGCAUUUAAGAAAUGAUACGAAUUAGCUUGAGGGUAACUGAAGUUGGAAAACAGGCAUGGCCAGACAGUUUUGUGAAAAUUACAGGAAAAAUAAUUUAAAAAUUUAAAAAAGAAUACAUGUUUCUCAAUAUAGAUCGAGUCAGUGAGACGGAGAAAAAGAUGACUGAAAGUGAGGAGAUGGAGAAAGGCAACAAGAUGAGGACGGAACGAGAGAAUGAAAGGCAAAGAGAAAUGGAGGGGCUGCUCAGAAUGAGAAAGGAGAUUGAGACUUGUAACCAGGUAGACCACAACCGAUGGAAGCUGGAGAGAGAGAUGUUGGAGAAAGUCAACAAGGUGAGGAUGGAACCAGAGAAAGAAAGAAUGAGGCUAAUUGAAGAGCUGCUGAGGCAGAUAAGGGAGACUGAGGCUUCUAUUGAGGUACAGCGAAACCAACAGAAGCAAGAGAGAGAGUUGUUUGAGAAACAGAGAGAAAGCGUCGUGUCAGACAGAAAGAAGAUGGAGCUCAAGAUGGCAGAGCUGAAGGUGCAGAACAUACUGAACUUGGCCGAGAUAGAAGAGGUGACAGUGGAGAGUACUAAGCUGUUAGCUGAGAACGAAAGGAAGAGAGAGAUGUUGGAGAAACAGAGAGAAAGCUUAGAGGCAGAGAAAGAAAAUCUAGAAGUCAAGAUGACAAAUGUGACAAUGCAGAACAUACUGCACUUGGCCAAGAUAGGGAAGUUGACCGUGGAGAACACGAGGCUGUUAGCAGAGAAUGGAAGGCAGCGAGAGGUGUUGGACAAACACAGAGAAAGCGCAGCGGCCGACAGACAAGCGUUGGUGGACAAGAUGUCAAAGGUGAACAUGUCCGUGGCCAAGUUAUGGAGGUUGAGAGUGGAGAACAAGAAGAGACUGUUAGCUGAGAAUGAAAGGGUGGCGAAGGAGAGGGUGAGAGAGAGGAAUGGAUGGAACCUCAUAAGAAAUGGUUUGAAGACAGAUUUGGCCAAAGCAGACCUGGAGAGGAAUCAGACCUUAGUAAGCUGGAAGGAGGACAGGGGGAGAUGGGCCAAGGCCAAGGCUGGCCUACAAAGAAUCUGGGAUCAACAGGGGGAAAGAUGGAUGAAGGAGAAGGAGGAGAUUAAGAGAAGGAGCACACUGGCAGCAGAGGAGUGGAUGAUUGAACUGAGAGAAAAGGAGAGAGCGAUAGAGGCCCUGGAAAGAGAAAAGAUGAGGAUUCUUUGCCUGCAUGGACAAGAGAAGAAGGGAUGGGAGAUGGAAAAGAGAGCGAUGGAAAAGGAGAAGUUGGAGAUUGCAGGGGAGUGGGAGAGAACGAAUAGUGAAAUUGAGAAAAUGCAAAGGGAGAAAGACAGAUGUGCAAUAGAGAAGAGAGAUAUGGUGGAGAGGAUGAAAGAGGCAUACAUAAAGCUGUACCAGAUGCAGACUGCCCUGAGGUUCGGAGAGCAAGAGCAGCCACAGAAGGAAUCUAAAACUGCCCAGAGAGUCAGGGCAAAGCUAGAGAAGAAGAAGAGGAAAGAAAGAGAGAUGUUGGAGAAGAACAAAGUGAAAGAGCUGCUCAGAGCUAGAAAAGCAGAGAGUAAGGAAGAAGUGAAGAAGAAAAAGGAGAGGGUGAAGGCCCACCUGGACGAGGUGGCAAGGAACUAUAACGAAAAGAAACAGGGGGAGAAAGAAAGAGAAAAUCUGUUGAAAAAGGCGCACAUCCCAGACCUUCAACUGAAGAAGUCAGAAUGCAACACAGAUGGAAAAGUAAAUACUGUCGGCUGGCCCUGGUCAAAAUUUAAAUUCUGUGGAAUACUUCAUCAAUAAAGCAUUAUGAGCAUUUGA